Molecule: messenger RNA, 2568 nt
Organism: Heterostelium album PN500
Lineage: Eukaryota; Evosea; Eumycetozoa; Acytosteliales; Acytosteliaceae
Exons: 9
Coding region: 1-2568 (855 amino acids)
Biological process (GO): intracellular protein transport
Molecular function (GO): small GTPase binding
Source: RefSeq, a predicted model, not a curated record
AUGGACUCAAUUUUAAACUUUGAAAAUGAUAUAGAUGUGACAUUGUUAGAUAGGAUGAUCGAUAGUCAGAAUGAUCCAAAAGUUGGAGUUGUUCUUAAUCAGUUCUUAAAUCACCAAUUGUCAUGGACGAGAAUCAAUAGUAUCCUAAGUAGAUCGAACAAUGAGAGAACCAAGUAUUUCGCAUUGAGUAUACUGGAGCAAGUCAUUAGAAAGCAAUGGAAGAAUCUACAACCAGAACAAAGACAUCCGAUAUUGAAUCAAUUACUUUGUAUUGUUAAUUUUAUACCGCAACAACAACAACAACAGCAACAAGCAAGUCAACAACCAUCGAAUCUACUGCGAAAAAAGAGUAAUUCACUCAUUGCUCAAUGUCUAGUAUCCGUCGUUGAAUCGACAAACACUUCCAACAGCAAUGCCAGUUCCAAUACGCUGGUCAACGAAUCGCUGAAUGCAUUGAAAGAGCAGAUGGAACUGGUAGACAGAUCUAUCCUACUGCAAUCAUUCAAUCUAAUCAUUGAGAGAAUGAUAUCUAUGCCUGUCUAUCGUGGAACCUGUAUAUUGCUAUUAAUUGAAUUCAUUCAAGUCAUUGGUGGAUCUACAUCAACAACAACAACAACAACAACAACAGCAAAUGAACAAUUAGUUAUAUUUGAAACGAUUAUUAAAUCAUUGACAAGAUUCAUACCAUCUACAUUCAAAGAGAUCAACCAAUUCUUUGUAAACAAUGUUAUGCAAUCAUUCUCAGCACUUAAAGAUACUAUCUUGCUCGGUAAUAGACAUAUAGUAUUACUAGGUUGGAUAAACGAUACUGCAAUAUCACAGGCAUGUCUUGAAUAUUGGAAGUUUAUGUUUGAUAAUUUGCGAGAUUUACAAUCAAAGGAAAUGUCAGAUAGUAUCGGUCAACUAAUAGAACCAAUAUCAAGAGUUAUCUAUAAGAUAUUGAAGAAUCAAGAUGUAGAGUUGAUAGAAUCAAGAGAGCUAGGUCCAGAAGCUGGUAUUCUCUUUAAGAACACUAAUGAUUCCACAGAUGAACAGUGGCAACCAAUUUCAACAUUACUAUACGAUGCACUCUACUCUAUAUCGACGAUCUAUUCAUCACAUCUACUUAAACUUUAUUUCGAUAAAUUACUAAAGUUUUUAUCUAAACAAGAUCUAUUUGUACCAAGUAAAUUUAGUUCAAUCGUAUGGUGUCUCGGUGUUUGUUUGGAGAGAAUGCAAAUCUAUUCGGAUAUCGAUAAUCUGUUGUCUUUGUUAUACAAAUCAAAAGACUCAAUCUCUGUUGAAUAUAGCAAUUUAGUUGCAAUUGCUAUUUUGUAUAUCAUUAGACACUCACAACAGUAUCUACAGUGUAAAGAUGUAAAGAUGGCACCAAUAUUAGAGUUAAUAUUAAACUUUAUCAAGACAGAGUCUGAAAAGACACAAUCACUCUCUGAAAUGAGUUGUCUUACUUUACUCUCGGUAUUUCAACAACGCGCAAGUCAAAUAGUAGCAGAGUAUAUGAAUAUACAUAUUACAUUGAAUGAAAUAGUACAACAACCAAAUAUAUCAAAACAAAAUCUUGGAUCAAAGAGAAUAGAAACAGAUGGUAUUGUUAAUUGGAUAUUAAACAUCAGUACUGUACUUCAAUACAAUAGUAGUUUAGCAAAGUCAUCUAAAUCAGCAUACUCUACACAAUUCAAUAGUAUUAUUCAGAGUUUAAUAGAGUUAUACAAAUGGUCAAAUCAAUUAAACAAUGAUGUAUCAUAUCAGAAUCAUCAGAUAACAAUUAAAAAGUCUGUUCUCGAUUUGUUGGAGGUAUACAUUCCCAGUAUGACCGAUGACCAAUUGCUUCACAAGUUGGUACCGUUGCUCGCUGUGAUGCUAGAGGACAGUAGAAUCAACCAAUCCAGUCAGCAACAAUUCAUUCCUAAAGGUCUACAGUUUUUGAGUGUACUUUGUGGUAGUCACGCCUCGUUGCUCUCACAGAAACCCGAUAUUACACUCUACGUCUUGAAAUACUUUAUGAUACCGGCAUUCGCUAUUUGUGCCGGUCAGAGUGCUCAUUCAUCUUCGUCGUCUACACACACCGUUCAUCUCAGACUGUACGACUUGAUGAGCACCAUUGCAACGUCGCCGAUCUUGAUGAUCAUCGAUCCCGAGACGCUUUCAAACUAUUUCAAAAUGAUUGAACACUCACUGGCCAACACGAGCAGCGAUGUACAUUCAUCGGCAAUGCAAGCACUCCUAAAGUACUACGACUCAGCAACACAACAACAUUUUACACCGGGUGCGAAAUCACUCAGUCCCAAAGCAGGCAGUGCUCAACUUAUACUCAGUGUUCCAGUCAAGAAUAUAUUCAUCGCUGUACUUUUGAAUUUAUUAUUAAAUCCAGAAUAUAAUUCAUCAUUAGAUUUAAUCUCACAAUGUAUAUAUAAAUUAGUGUUAUUGUCUAGAGGUGAUGGUAUUGAAGUUACUCAAGCAUUAAGACAAAGACUAACACCUGAACUCAAUAGUUUAUUCCGCCAACUCGCUUAUCAAUACGAUUUCGAUCAAUUCGAUUCUAUCUUGAAGAACUUCACUAGAAAAUAA